Molecule: messenger RNA, 567 nt
Organism: Meyerozyma guilliermondii ATCC 6260
Lineage: Eukaryota; Fungi; Ascomycota; Pichiomycetes; Serinales; Debaryomycetaceae
Product: cysteine hydrolase family protein
Exons: 1
Coding region: 1-567 (188 amino acids)
Source: RefSeq, a predicted model, not a curated record
AUGCCUAAAACUGCUUUCAUCUUGAUUGACAUUCAAAAUGACUAUUUUGAGGGUGGAUUAUACCCGUUAGUUGAUAUCAAUCGCGCAGCUGAUAAUUCAGCCAAGCUUUUGCAAGAAUUAAGAAAGUUACCAGACCAAUUCCAUAUCAUUCAUGUUCGCCAUGAGUUUACUGGAGAGGCUAAGGAUGCUCCCUUUUUCGGAAAAGAUACAUCCGGGUCUCAGAUUCAUGAGAAGGUAAAACCCAACUCGGAUGAACUAGUCAUUUUCAAGAAUCAUCCCAACUCGUUCAUUGAGACAAAUUUGAAAUCAGAGCUCGAUAAUAACGGGAUUAAGGACGUGGUUAUUGUGGGAGCCAUGGCGCACAUAUGCAUACAGGGUACUACCAGAGCCGCUGCAGAAUUGGGAUACAAUGCAACCGUGAUCACUGAUGCAGUUGCUGCUCGUGAUUUGGAGUAUGGAGGAGUUACUACCCCCGCAAAACAAGUUUCAGCUGCAGUGUUUGCUACUUUGGCGUUUGGAUAUGCAAAAUUAACCACCACGGAGGAGUUUUUAGCCGCAUUAAAAUAG